This is a messenger RNA of Lachancea meyersii CBS 8951, 939 nucleotides long. The record is from the annotation of a GenBank genome assembly. NCBI's taxonomy places the organism in Eukaryota, Fungi, Ascomycota, Saccharomycetes, Saccharomycetales, Saccharomycetaceae.
AUGGAGAGACUUCAGAGACUCAUGAUGAACCAGAGAGCUGGAAUUAUGGGAGGAGCAGCGGCGGCAGAAACCCCUAUGGACGACACGAAAGAAACGGUAUACAUCUCGUCGCUAGCGCUGCUUAAAAUGUUGAAGCACGGACGUUUAGGAGUUCCAAUGGAGGUAAUGGGUCUGAUGCUGGGAGAGUUUGUCGAUGAUUACACUGUCAACGUGGUGGACGUUUUUGCCAUGCCACAGUCUGGGACAGGCGUUUCUGUGGAGGCUGUAGACGAUGUAUUUCAAGCGAAAAUGAUGGACAUGCUCAAGCAGACCGGCAGAGACCAGAUGGUUGUCGGCUGGUACCAUUCGCAUCCCGGCUUUGGAUGUUGGCUGUCGUCCGUUGACGUCAACACGCAGAAGUCGUUCGAGCAGCUCAAUAGUCGAGCAGUCGCUGUGGUAGUCGACCCCAUUCAAUCUGUGAAGGGAAAGGUGGUGAUGGACGCCUUCAGAUUGAUCGACACCAAUAUGAUAAUGAGAAACCAAGAGCCAAGACAAACGACAUCCAACGCGGGACUUUUGAAUAAACCCAAUAUUCAGGCAUUGAUUCAUGGUUUGAACAGACACUACUACUCCUUGAAUAUCGAUUAUAACAAGACUAGCGCCGAAACCAACAUGUUGCUCAAUUUGCACAAAGAGCAAUGGCAGUCGGGUCUGAAGAUGAACGACUACCAGGAGAAGGAACAACACAAUCUGCAAGCUACUCAAAACAUGUUGAAAAUUGCUGAACUUUACUCCAAGAGAAUAGAGGAAGAGAAGGAUCUGAAAGAAGAUGAGUUGAAGACCCGUUACGUUGGUAAACAAGACCCUAAGAAGCAUCUAUCCGAAACAGCAGAGUCUGUCCUGGAGGAAAACAUCGUAUCUGUAUUAACAGCGGGUGUCAAUUCGGUAGCUAUAAAAUAG